This is a messenger RNA of Colossoma macropomum (tambaqui), 588 nucleotides long. It is a transcript of the gene smim8, whose product is annotated as small integral membrane protein 8. NCBI's taxonomy places the organism in Eukaryota, Metazoa, Chordata, Actinopteri, Characiformes, Serrasalmidae. The transcript has 3 exons. The record is from RefSeq and is a predicted model, not a curated record. The coding region runs from base 56 to 316 and encodes 86 amino acids.
CAGAGCUUCAGCAGUGUUUUGUUGUCAGAGCAGAGAAGAGGCGCUGGUGUUUGUGAUGGAGCCGGACAGUAAAGAUCAGUACCGGAGUCCCGGACUGAGAGGCAUGAAGAGCACAACGUUAUUCAGAGCAGUUAAUCCAGAAUUAUUCAUCAAACCUAAUAAGCCGGUGAUGGCGUUCGGUCUGGUCACCCUUACGCUGUGUGUGGGGUAUCUGGGUUACCUGCACGCAGUGAAGGAGAACGCACAGGAGCUCUACGAGGCCGUAGACAGCGAGGGGGAGAGAUACAUGCGCAGGAAGAGCUCCAAGUGGGACUGAAGGGGAACGUUGUCUUCUGUCCACGUCAGUUAAACAGCAAACAGAGACGUCCAGAGACUUAAUACAUUAUGAAUUAAUGCAUUAAUCAUACAUUAUUAUAAUGAUUUUGCAGGAAUCCCUGUUUCCCAGCUCUGGUCAGUAGCCCGCUGGACAGGUUGGGGUUUUGCUCUAGUUUACCUGAUUGAGCUCCGUAAUGUGGCUCAGGUGUGUUAAUGUGUAUAUAAGCAGCACAGAGAGAUUUUGUUUGUUAUAAUAAACUGUUUAUCGGUGCU